Monopterus albus (swamp eel) is the source of this 3398-nucleotide messenger RNA. Its product is annotated as transitional endoplasmic reticulum ATPase-like. Gene Ontology annotation, biological process: retrograde protein transport, ER to cytosol; autophagosome maturation; mitotic spindle disassembly. Bases 374 to 2800 code for a protein of 808 amino acids. Gene Ontology annotation, cellular component: cytosol; VCP-NPL4-UFD1 AAA ATPase complex; nucleus. The record is from RefSeq and is a predicted model, not a curated record. Gene Ontology annotation, molecular function: ATP binding; polyubiquitin modification-dependent protein binding; ATP hydrolysis activity. NCBI's taxonomy places the organism in Eukaryota, Metazoa, Chordata, Actinopteri, Synbranchiformes, Synbranchidae. The transcript is spliced from 19 exons.
CACUUGUUUUUGCAUGUGCUAGUUAGAAGCAGGGGGAGGAGGAAAUAUCUGGCUAUAUCUGUCCUGGGACACUCGCCAAGGCAGGGUGUAGCUCUCACAAACAUGGUGGUUCAAGGCGACGCAGGAAAAAGAAAACACUGAGUCCUUCGGCUGCAAACCUCUGCCGUGAGUACAGAAGGACUAAAACCACCCCAGAGCAGAUUCGACCGAGCCUGAAACUUCUGGCACUGAUCAGAACGGAACUCAUACAAGCUCUGAUCCUGAUAUACCACUCACACCACUUGUAAACAACUAAAGAAGGUGGUGAGGGAGUGAACCCUGGGUGUGAAGGACUGAGGAUAUCUGAAGUUAGACGAGACAAAGGAGAGCAGCCAUGCCAGGCUCAGGAGGAGCAGAUCCAAAGGCACAGGAUUUAUCCACUGCUAUCCUGAAGCAGAAACACAGGCCAAACAGGCUCAUUGUGGAUGAAGCUCUCAAUGAAGACAGCAGCAUUGUCAGCCUGUCACAGAAUAAGACAGAGGAGCUGCAGCUCUUCCGGGGGGACACAGUGGUGCUGAAAGGGCGGAAGAGACGUCAAACUGUGUGCAUCGUCCUGACCGAUGACACCUGUGGAGAUGAACGAAUCCGGAUUAAUCGUGUGACACGCAACAACUUGCGUGUCCGGCUUGGUGACGUGGUCAGUAUCCAUGCCUGCCCUGAUAUCAAGUAUGGGAAGAAGAUCCACAUCCUCCCCAUAAAUGACACCAUUGAGGGUCUAACAGGGAACCUCUUUGAGGUUUUCGUCAAACCGUACUUUCUGGAGGCUUACCGACCUGUACAUAUAGGUGACAUCUUCUUGGUCAGGGGGAGCAUGCGGGCGGUGGAGUUCAAGGUGGUGGAGACGGACCCCAGCCCUCACUGCAUCGUUGCCCCAGAUACUGUCAUCUACUGUGAGGGAGAGCCAAUCAAAAGAGAGGAUGAGGAGGAGAGUCUUAAUGACAUCGGCUAUGACGACAUCGGAGGUUGUCGGAAGCAGCUGGCCCAGAUCAAGGAGAUGGUGGAGCUUCCUCUCCGGCACCCGGGUCUUUUCAAGGCUAUAGGAGUUAAGCCCCCCAGAGGUAUCCUGCUGUAUGGUCCUGCAGGCACAGGGAAGACCCUAGUGGCCCGGGCUGUAGCCAAUGAAACUGGUGCCUUCUUCUUCCUCAUCAAUGGUCCUGAGAUCAUGAGUAAACUCGCGGGAGAGUCAGAGAGCAACUUAAGGAAGGCGUUUGAAGAGGCAGAGAAAAACGCUCCAGCCAUCAUUUUUAUUGAUGAGCUGGAUGCCAUCGCUCCCAAGAGAGAGAAGACCCAUGGUGAAGUGGAGAGGCGUAUAGUUUCCCAGCUCCUGACCCUGAUGGAUGGCCUGAAGCAGAGAGUUCAUGUGAUUGUCAUGGCAGCAACAAACCGACCUAACAGUGUGGACUCUGCUCUGAGACGCUUUGGCAGGUUCGACCGGGAGAUUGACAUUGGAAUCCCAGAUUCGACUGGCAGGCUGGAGAUCCUGCAGAUCCACACCAAGAACAUGAAAAUGACUGAUGAUGUCGACCUGGAGAGGAUUGCCACAGAGACCCAUGGCCACGUGGGUGCCGACCUGGCUGCUCUGUGCUCAGAAGCUGCUCUGCAGGCCAUCCGCAAGAAGAUGAUCCUCAUAGACCUGGAGGAUGAAUCCAUUGAUGCUGACCUGCUCAACUCACUGGCUGUUACCAUGGAUGACUUCCAAUGGGCACUGGGUCAGAGCAACCCAUCAGCUCUGAGAGAGACUAUUGCAGAGGUGCCUCAGGUCAGCUGGGAGGACAUCGGAGGACUGGAUGAGGUCAAGAGAGAACUGCAAGAGCUUGUUCAGUACCCUGUUGAGUAUCCGGACAAGUUCCUGAAGUUUGGGAUGACUCCAUCUCGUGGAGUGUUGUUCUAUGGCCCUCCAGGCUGUGGAAAAACCCUUCUGGCAAAGGCCAUUGCCAACGAGUGCCAGGCAAACUUUGUCUCCAUUAAAGGGCCUGAGAUGCUCACCAUGUGGUUUGGAGAAUCAGAGGCUAAUGUCAGAGACAUGUUUGAUAAGGCCAGGCAGGCAGCCCCCUGCAUCUUAUUUUUUGACGAGUUAGACUCUAUUGCUAAAUCCAGAGGAGGCGGGGCUGGGGAUGCAGGUGGUGCAGCCGACAGAGUCAUCAACCAGAUACUCACAGAGAUGGACGGCAUGUCCGACAAAAAGAAUGUUUUCAUCAUUGGUGCCACAAACAGACCAGACAUAAUAGAUCCAGCCAUCCUGAGGCCAGGCCGUUUAGACCAGCUCAUCUACAUCCCACUCCCAGAUAAACCAUCUCGCACUGCCAUCCUAAAUGCCAACCUACGCAAAUCUCCUGUUGCAAAAGACGUGGAUCUGGAGUACCUGUCGAGCAUAACAGAUGGUUUCUCCGGAGCUGACCUGACAGAGAUCUGCCAGAGGGCUUGUAAGCUGGCCAUCCGUGAGGCAAUUGAGGCUGAGAUCAAGGCUGAGCGUCAGAGGCAGAAAAGGCCAGGCAUCCCCAUGGAUGAGGACUACGAUCCAGUCCCAGAGAUCAGGAAGGACCACUUUGAAGAGGCAAUGCACUUUGCUCGUCGUUCUGUCAGUGAUAAUGACAUCCGCAAAUAUGAAAUGUUUGCUCAAACUUUGCAGCAGAGUCGAGGAUUUGGAAACUUCAGCUUUCCUUCUGCUUCUGGUACCCGGUCUGGAGGUGAGGGGUCGGACUCUGGCUCAGGAAGGCCAAAUCUGUACAGAGAAGAAGGUGAUGAUGAUCUCUACCAGUGACAAAACUCCACACACAAUGGAACAGCUGCACAGUCUUUCCUCUGAAAAGAGGAAACUACACAUCAAAACAGGAACAGAGUACAGUAGGAGUAAUUAUAAGGAAAAAUAGGAUAAUAAUAUGAAUCAAACAAGAAAUCGGCUCAAAUGUUUCUGGCUAUAAAUGAUGUUAUAAUUUUCAUUUUAAAAGGCAAUACACUAGUAAGACUUUUGCACUAUGAAAAUUAUGUGUGAGUUUGAAAUGUGAUAAAUAAAUUUAUUUGUAUACCUUUAUGAUCACUCUUAUGAAGGAUACAUGGAUUAUAUGCAUUGUUUUUGUUUAAUCAAAUCAUUUAAGAGGACAGUUUAGACUACUCUUGAAUGAUACUGAAGGGGCAUGUAAUGGUUUCCAUUUAGAUGCUUCAGUUUCAGUGUCUUGUUGUGCAUGUUGCUUCACUGCCAUGGCUUGGGACACUUGAAUAGAAUACAGCCAUUGUUAGUGAUAAAUGUUAAACAUAUGAUUUUCCUAUUAUGAAAAGUGAUCAUGUCUGCUGUGAAAAACACUUAUUUGGAAAUAUACACCAUGUAUGCACAACAAAUAACAAGAAUAAAAAUAAAAAUU